Anisakis simplex (herring worm) is the source of this 243-nucleotide messenger RNA. The record is from the annotation of a GenBank genome assembly. NCBI's taxonomy places the organism in Eukaryota, Metazoa, Nematoda, Chromadorea, Rhabditida, Anisakidae.
AUGCAAAAUAAUGAGAAGCUUCCUGGAUUUUCUGGUGACAUUCUCGCAGAUUAUCAGGUGGAUUUCGUGGCGUUUCAGUCACCGAUUUGGAAUUUACACAAUGAGGAACGCAUAGAUGGUGUGCAUCAUCCUUCAGCAGCAGCAACAGCAGCGGCAAUCUUUCGUCAGUUAAGAAGUGGAAUUUUCAAAGUGAUUCUCCUCAGGGAAGCAUAUUUGUCGCUAGUGGCGAACGGGCAUAUUUAG